Closterium sp. Naga37s-1 is the source of this 1170-nucleotide messenger RNA. NCBI's taxonomy places the organism in Eukaryota, Viridiplantae, Streptophyta, Zygnematophyceae, Desmidiales, Closteriaceae. The record is from the annotation of a GenBank genome assembly.
AUGGCGGCGGUUCGUUCGCUUAUCUCGUCCCUCAGACUCACUCCCGGUGCAGCAGUACCACUCAAAUCCUCAGCCUCCUCACUCAUCCGGGACGAGUCGAGUUUCGUCAACUUGAACUUGAAUCUCUCCGCAUCAUGCGCUUCAGCUAAGGCCUCUCGACGAGUCGCACCUCCUUCUGCUGCAGCGACUCCCCUCGCGGCUGCUGCCGCAGCACCCACAGCGGAGGACGCGUCGUCGGUUGCGGCGUCGGUCGCGGCGUCAGGAACGGAAGGGACGCCGCGGCGCCGCCUGAAGGUGGGGUGCCACGCGGCGCAGGGGCGGCGCGACGAGAUGGAGGACCACGUGGUGGUUCUGGAGGACAUAGGCGCUGGGUUCCUCUACGCCGGCGUGUUUGACGGCCACGCAGGCGCGUCUUCCGCGAAGUUUCUGAGCGACGAGCUGCACGACGACUGCAUGGAGGCGCUGGAGGGCGGCGCGGUGUUGGAGGAUGAGGAUCUGACGGCCGCGGAGGACGCGCUGGAAGACGCCUUUUUGAAGGCAGAUCAACGGCUGCUGCAGUGGCUGGAAGAGCACAGUUCAGAGCCGGAAUCAGGGUCGACGGGUACAGUGGCGUUUGUGCGGCACGACCGCCUGUUCGUGGCUCACAUAGGCGACUCGCGCGCCGUGAUGGCGGUUGGGGGCGACGAGGGAUACGUCUCGGACGACCAUAAGCCCAGCGGCGACUCGGGCAAGGCACAGGCGGAGAUCAAGCGGAUCAACAAGGCGGGCGGAUGGGUGAGCCAAGGGCGGGUGUGUGGCGUGAUUGCCGUGUCCCGAGCCUUUGGCAACAUGGCUUUCAAGACGAGAAAAGAGGAAAUGAUGCAACAAGGAGUGAAGAAGGGCAGGUGGACCACCAGAUGGGUCUCCAAGAGGAAGUACGAUUCUGAUUGGAUCUCAGCCCUCCCUGACGUGUACGGCACUGAGCUGACAGAAGAUGCCGAAUUCGUCAUCAUUGCAUCUGAUGGCCUAUGGGAUGCGUUCUCCAGCUCUGAGGCAGUGGCGUUUGUUCGCGGUGAGAUGGACAGGCACGGGGAUGUGCAGCAGGCAUGCGAGGCUCUCGUGCACGCAGCUCUGCAUGAUCGUGAGACGGAGGACAACACCAGUGUCAUCGUCAUCUCGUUGCGAGGCUAG